CCCCCUACCGGCCUCUGAAGAGCCAAGCUCUUUUCAAGAGCAAAACACUCUCCCCGUGAAGGACGCCGAAGGUCGCAUCCUCUUCUCCUCUUGUCAUUCUCGAGUUCCAUAAGCAGAGGGAAGGUACACCUAUGCUCAAAAGAAAACGGAUGAUUACCACCUGCAGUCUGUCCAGUUGUAGGAUCAAAGCCGAAGCCCUGGCCCGUGUGUUUAAUAGUCGGAUAUGGCCCUGCACGUGGGUCGAUCGGAGAAGGGCAGAGGACAGCGCGGAGGAGGAUGAGGAGUAUUUCGAGGCAUCCCCCAUCGAAGAUGAGAACGAGCAAAGGGGUCGGGAUUCCUCAGCUGCCACAGUGGAAGGUCGGGCCAAACUUUACGAACUCCUGCAACAGCACGCGAACGAUGACGCAACAGAAGUUUUCUAUGACGUCAGCGACCACGUUGAAAGUGACGCUGGAAAUGUCAGUCAGAGUGUUGUUGAAGAAAACGGUUUUGAAGAAAUAGAAUUGCGAGAUUCCCAUGCCGGAAUUUCUGAAAUUAAUGCAACAGGUGAUGUGAUAAGUUCCGGCGAACUCGUGAGAAACGGCGAGUGUAAGAUAAUGCCGAUCGAUUCCGCGUCCGAAAAUUCCUCAGCGGCAGUUGUAAAGAGAAGUUAUUUUGAUGACAGCGAGUUCGACGGCGUGAUUAGAGAGGAACCCAAAACUUCCUCUUUUGAGAAAGAGGUACUAGCCGGUACAUGGGAUUCAGGCUCCCUUGGACCGAAUCGAAUUGAAAUAUAUCCCAAAUAUUUAAACGGUUUCUUAAAUGAUGAAAACAUAAACAAAGAAAUUGAAGUUUCUCAAGACACAAAUGAUACUUUUAUUGAUAAUGACAAACAAGAGACAGACAUUAAUUUAAACAAAGAACAAACAGAUUUAAUUUCUGUGACAGAAAAAGAAAAAUAUAAUGCUUUUGAUUUCGAGAAUGAAGAAAUAUUAACAGUAUCAAUAGAUUCCGGAUCAUGCACUAUCAAUCAAACUGAAGUCCAUGAUGACAAAGCUAUUAAUGCUCUCAAUAAAGCCAACAUCGUCAGUGAUCAAAAUGGUUCCCAAAUCUUUGACACUACAAAUGAUCAAGAGACUGAAAGUGAAUCUCAAAAUAUUGAUACCACAAUUGAAAACGACACUGAAAUCGAUUUUCGAAACUUUGACGCCACAAUUGAAAAAGAGAGUGGAAUCGAUUCUUGUAACUUCGACACCACAAUCGAGAAAGAGACUGAAAGCGAUUCUCGAAACUCUGACACCACAACUGAAAAAGAGAUAGAAAUCGACACUAAAGGAAGUGAAAAUUCAAUUUCUAUUGAAGUAAUUAGUUCAUCACCACCAGGAAAAGAUAGAGAAACCAACAGCAAUGAAAAUAUUUCUAAAGUUGAUACAGAUAUACAAGAAAAUUGUCGACUCCAUGUUUUCGCUGGGGCAAGGCCGGCAAUAUCCAGAAGUACAUCUCUAAAAACAGGGAAAACUCCCCCUGGCACACCCAGUAGGAAAAAAAUUGUUCGAUUUGCUGAUGUUCUAGGUUUAGAUUUAGAAGACGUUCGUCAUAUAAUCAGUGGUGACUUACCUAAUGUACCGUCCUCAGCUUUCAGUGAUUUGGUUUUACCAGAUGAAGAUCUUCCAACAAAAUGUACUCCAUCAGCAACAUUAGAAUUAACAGGAAUACCGCAAGGUUCGUGGGAAAAUAUCCAACAAGGUGCUGUAGGUCUAAAUACCAUUUAUCCCCUUUUUGAUAUUCCAGGUCAGCAACACGAUUUUAUAGACAGAGUCCGAAACAAUGGUAUUUGUCUCGAAAAUGUCAUAAUCUCGGACUUCAACGUGCAGUGCACAUGUCGAGUCAUGAACUGGGGCUUCACCAAGAAAGUUAUUGCAAGAUACUCAAUGGAUAACUGGAAUUCCUCUCAAGAUAUUAAUGCUUCAUACGUUUCGGAUUCUUCCAGAGACGGAAUGGACAGUUUCGCCUUCAACAUUUUCCUCUCCCAGCAACGCCGUAAUGUGGAAUUCGCCUUGUGUUACACUGUGAAUGGCAGGGAUUAUUGGGACAAUAAUAGUGGGAAAAAUUACUGCCUGGGUUACCAUAGCAACGACAGUAUCGGAAAUUCUUCCGUUCCCACCAGUCCGACUUGGAUACAUCAGUUCUGAGCAUCAGGAAGAUGUCACAAAAUGAUGGAAAUAUUUUUGUAAAGAAAUCACUGUCCUCUGCUUUUGUGAAACAAAUGAUCAAAAGUAAGGAAGUGAAUGGAAUUCAAAAGUGUGCAGUGUUUUUCCCAUUUUUUUUAGAACUAACACUUACACCUACAUAAAAAUUCUUUUAACAAAAUUGCAUGUUUAAAACAAAACUAAGAAAAAUAGAUUUGGUAUAUAGUGUAAUAAGUUAGAACACAUCCAGUACCAUCAAGUACUGGAUGUGUACUUACUGGUACUGUACUCCAGUACCAGUAAGUUUAUAAAGUUUAAGGAAAAAAAGUUAAGAUAGAGAAAAAGAAAAUACCAAUAUUAUUAUUAUUUUAAUUGAAAAAUCAUCAAUUCAAUGUAAUCAACAAUUUCUGCAAAAAUAAUUUCUACAGAUAAAGAACUGUGUAUACUUGGAAAUAUAAAGCAAUCUUUCAUAUCAAACAGUUUUUAUUCUUCUGUUAAUUGGUUUCUGUUAUAAUAGAUAUAGAGUUAUAAUUGGUUGACAUCACAGAAUCCAAAUUUUUCCAGUACAUGCAGUAAAAUAUUUCAGUUACAUUUUUUUGUAAGUAAUGCUAUUUAUUAUUAAGCUAAAUAAA
Molecule: messenger RNA, 2800 nt
Organism: Argiope bruennichi
Lineage: Eukaryota; Metazoa; Arthropoda; Arachnida; Araneae; Araneidae
Product: glycogen-binding subunit 76A-like
Exons: 2
Coding region: 132-2171 (679 amino acids)
Biological process (GO): regulation of glycogen biosynthetic process
Cellular component (GO): protein phosphatase type 1 complex
Molecular function (GO): protein phosphatase 1 binding; glycogen binding
Source: RefSeq, a predicted model, not a curated record